AUGGAGGGCGCCUUUACGCACAUGGGCAACCACCUGGUGUCCGACUCGGCCGCCACCAUCAAUGCCGGCGACGUAGACGAGGGCAUCCUAGACGGCGACCUUUCCCGCGGCGGUCUUUCUCGCAGACGACGCGCGGAUGACGAAGAGGAGUACGAUGAAGACGAUCUGGAGAGCAUGGCCAGUAUGCCGGUGGGCGGGCGCAAUGGCCAGUCUGCUAUGCGGGCGGAAGAUGCUGAGGUCGAACUACCAGCACAUGCUUGCGCAUACUGUGGUAUCCACAAUGCCGGCAGCGUCGUCAAGUGUCUCGCAUGCAGCAAGUGGUUCUGCAGCGCUCGUGGCAACUCUUCGUCGUCGCACAUCAUCAACCAUCUCGUUCGCGCCCGUCACAAGGAAGUCCAGCUCCACCCCGCCUCCUCGCUCGGCGACACGACGCUCGAAUGCUAUAACUGCGGCACAAAGAACGUGUUUCUCCUCGGUUUCAUCCCCGCCAAAUCAGACACCGUCGUUGUUCUGCUGUGCCGUCAGCCAUGCGCUGCUAUGCCUUCCCAAAAAGACAUGAACUGGGAUACCUCGCGUUGGCAGCCGCUGAUCGAAGACCGAUCCUUCCUUCCCUGGCUCGUACCUGCCCCAACUGACCAGGAGCAACUCCGCGCCCGCCACCUUAGCCCCCAGACCAUUGCCAAACUUGAAGAGUUGUGGAAGGACAACGCAAAUGCCACCAUUGCCGAUCUUGAAAAGGGCGCUGGUCAAGAGGAGGUUAUUGCCAAGGUCUUGCUCCGAUACGAUGACGCUUUCCAGUACCAGAACGUCUUUGGUCCCCUGGUUAAGAUCGAGGCCGACUACGACCGCAAGCUGAAGGAGUCACAAUCGCAGGAUAAUCUGGUGGUCCGCUGGGAUAUGGCAUUGAACAACAAGCAUACCGCUAGCUUCAUCCUCCCCAAGCUUGAGUUGGGCGACGUCAAACUCGCAGUCGGCGACGAAAUGCGAUUACGCUACACUGGAGAACUCCGUCCACACUGGGAGGGUGUUGGUUAUGUCAUCAAGAUUCCCAACAACCAGUCCGAUGAGGUGACAAUUGAGCUGCGCACCAAGGGCGAUCACAAGUCUGUUCCUACCGAAUGCACACACAACUUCAGCGCCGAUUACGUCUGGAAGGCUACCUCAUUCGACCGCAUGCAACACGCCAUGAAGACUUUUGCCAUCGACGAGAUGAGCGUGUCAGGUUACAUCUUCCACCGUCUUCUCGGCCAUGAGGUUGCUGCUGCACCCAUGAAGAUUCAGAUUCCCCGCAAGUUCAGCGUACCGGGCCUCCCUGAAUUGAAUGCUAGUCAGAUCAACGCCGUGAAGAGCGUCCUCCAAAAGCCACUUAGCUUGAUUCAGGGUCCUCCAGGUACCGGAAAGACUGUCACUUCAGCCACCAUUAUUUACCAUCUCUGCAAGAUCAGCGGCAGUCAAGUCUUAGUUUGCGCGCCCUCCAACGUUGCUGUUGACCAGCUGUGUGAACGUAUUCAUCUUACUGGGUUGAAGACCGUUCGUGUCACCGCUAAAUCUAGGGAGGAUGUCGAAUCUCCAGUUGGCUUCCUCUCCCUUCACGAGCAAGUCCGCAUGAACGACACCAACGUUGAGCUCAACAAGUUGAACCAGCUCAAGAGCGAUGUUGGCGAAUUGUCAAGUCAGGACGAGAAGAAGUUCAAGCAGCUCACUCGUGCAGCCGAGCGUGAGAUUCUAAACGCAGCCGAUGUCAUCUGCUGUACUUGUGUUGGUGCCGGAGAUCCUCGCCUUUCCAAGAUGAAGUUCCGCACUGUCCUCAUUGACGAAUCGACUCAGUCAGCUGAGCCAGAGUGUAUGAUCCCCUUAGUUCUUGGAUGCAAGCAGGUCGUACUUGUUGGUGAUCACCAGCAACUUGGACCCGUCAUCAUGAACAAGAAGGCCGCAACAGCUGGUCUCAACCAGUCCCUAUUUGAGCGUCUGGUCAUUUUGGGAUGCUCACCCAUCCGCCUUCAGGUUCAGUACCGUAUGCACCCCUGUCUGUCGGAAUUUCCUUCAAACAUGUUCUACGAAGGUUCUCUCCAGAACGGCGUCACAAUGCAGGAACGCAUCCGUCGCGACGUCGACUUCCCCUGGCCUGUCGUUGACAGCCCAAUGAUGUUCUGGUCCAACCUCGGCGCAGAGGAGAUCUCAGCGUCCGGUACAUCCUACCUCAACCGUACCGAGGCCCAGAACGUCGAGAAGAUCGUCACUCGCUUCUUCAAGGCUGGUGUACAGCCUGGCGAUAUCGGUAUCAUUACCCCAUAUGAAGGUCAGCGCAGUUACGUUGUCAGUUCUAUGCAGGCAACGGGUAGCUUCAAGAAAGAGAACUACAAGGAAGUUGAGGUUGCCUCCGUCGAUGCUUUCCAGGGCCGUGAAAAGGACUUUAUCAUCUUGUCUUGCGUUCGUUCCAACGACCACCAGGGUAUUGGUUUCUUGAGCGAUCCUCGCCGUCUCAACGUUGCCUUGACCCGUGCCAAGUAUGGUCUUGUCAUUCUCGGUAACCCCAAGGUUCUCUCGAAACACCCCUUGUGGCAUUACCUUCUUCUCCAUUUCAAGGAGCGCAACUGCCUUGUUGAGGGUCCUUUGACCAACCUGCAGGUCUCGCUUCUGCAGUUCAGCCGCCCAAAGCAGACCUACCGUGGACCUCAGCGUUACCAGAUGGCCUACCAGCAUGCCAACGCUAUGACAUCUGGUCGUCAGGCUGGCUUCAACGGCAACAAGCCUCGCCAGGAGUACAACGACAACGGAUCCAUUGUCGGCUACAUCCCAGACGACGUCUCUUCAGUUCACUCUUCUGCCCUCGGUGGUGUUGGUGUCCCGUCCAACUAUCCUCCGAUGUUUUCCAAUUUCCAGGAGUCUUGGCCUCUUCCUGGUCGUCCAAAUGGCAAGGGCAAGAACGGCGCACCUCAAAGCGUUGCUGGUGAGUCAAUCGCCGCCAGUGAGCUUACCGAUACUCGCAGCGAUGCACCGGGCGGUAUCAGUCUAUCUGGUUUGAGCUUGAACGACUACAACAAGCCUACUUCACUCAGCCAGUCUGACCGCCUCAACCGCUACGUAGAGAAUACUCGCCAGGGCCCGAAUGUUGGAACUGGCUUCGGCGCUGGUCGUGGUCUGCCACGUGGGCUAGGUGGCUUCGAGGAUGACGAUGCUCGUAGCGUUUCUACGGCUUUUGCCAGCCAGAUAGGCACUGGCAAUAACGGAUACGACUGA
This is a messenger RNA of Alternaria burnsii, 3240 nucleotides long. Its product is annotated as dna-binding protein smubp-2. The transcript has 2 exons. Bases 1 to 3240 code for a protein of 1079 amino acids. The record is from RefSeq and is a predicted model, not a curated record. Lineage: Eukaryota; Fungi; Ascomycota; Dothideomycetes; Pleosporales; Pleosporaceae. Gene Ontology annotation, cellular component: cytoplasm. Gene Ontology annotation, molecular function: RNA helicase activity; ATP binding; RNA binding. Gene Ontology annotation, biological process: nuclear-transcribed mRNA catabolic process, nonsense-mediated decay.